Triplophysa dalaica is the source of this 5052-nucleotide messenger RNA. RefSeq names its product tensin 2b (gene tns2b). The transcript is spliced from 26 exons. Lineage: Eukaryota; Metazoa; Chordata; Actinopteri; Cypriniformes; Nemacheilidae. Gene Ontology annotation, biological process: peptidyl-tyrosine dephosphorylation. Gene Ontology annotation, molecular function: protein binding; protein tyrosine phosphatase activity. Bases 233 to 4585 code for a protein of 1450 amino acids. The record is from RefSeq and is a predicted model, not a curated record.
GUAUGUGAAGGAAAGUGGAGGUAUGAUUCUUUGCUGGAACUGAAGAGCAAGACAUUGAGGAACACAUCUGAAGAGGAGAGGUCCUGGAGGAAUAAACUAUUAGGGAACACCAUAAAAGGAAAAAGUUUAUCGGUGCAACCUGAAGUUGAAACUGGAGGACACAAGGACUUAGCAAGUAAUAGAGAGGGACAGGAUUUCGAAGCAAGAAAAAUAAGGGACGAAAAGAGAAAACAUGGGUUGUGUAUUCAGUAAGCAACAGUGGGCUGAAGAGAUGGAUCCCCAAUCCUUAGAACCUCUAAAGACACGGGACUGCACAGAGGAUGCAGAGAUUCUCAGCUUAACAGAGCUGGGGAAAAUGGGUUCACACUCGUUUAAAGAAAGGAACUUCAAGAAGAAGCACCACUGUGCUGUCUGCAAACAAACCCUCGACAGCCAUGGCAUGUACUGCAAAGAGUGUAAAACUGCAGUACAUAAGAUAUGUGAGGAAAAGGUGUCUGUCCCCUGUGAAGCUAUUGCAGAUCCACCCCCGUUUCCAAACCAGAUGAACAUCCCUCCCACUAGAAACAGCAUAGAGAGUGUUAUGGAGAGGGUAAUGGACAGCCAGUAUGACUUUGACUUGACCUACAUCACUGAGCGCAUUAUCUCUGUCCUCUACCUGCCCGACCUGGAAGAGCCACGGUACAGCGCCAACCUCAAGGAAGUAGCGGCCAUGUUGAAAUCUAAACAUCAAGAUAAGUUCUUGCUUAUAAAUCUGUCAGAGAAACGACAUGACAUCUGCCGGCUAAAUCCAAAGGUUGAGGAGUUUGCCUGGCCAGAUCUGCAUGCUCCGCCACUCGAUAAGAUAUGCGCUAUGUGCAAGACCAUGGAGAGCUGGCUUACCUCUGACCCCCAAAACGUGGUUGUACUGCACUCCAAGGGAAACAAAGGGAAAGCUGGAGUAAUUGUAGCCGCUUACAUGCACUACAGCAAGAUAUCAGCUGGGGCCGAACAGGCUCUCUCCACCGUUGCUAUGAGGAAAUACUGUGAGGAUAAAAUCUCUCCCUCUCUCCAGCCCUCUCAAAACAGGUACAUACAUUAUUUUGCUGGCCUUCUCUCGGGAACAAUAAAGAUGAACAGCUCACCUCUGUUCCUGCAUCAGGUUUAUAUUCCAGCAUUGCUAAACUACCAGUCAGAACAAGGUUACUCUCCUUUUCUGAAGAUCUAUCAGUCAUUGCAGUUGGUCUAUUCUUCCAGAAAAUAUGAUAUUCAGGCUCCUAAUGGUAAGAUGCUCGGUGUGAAAAUUGAACCAGCUCUACUGCUGAAGGGAGACAUCCUGGUGAAGGGUUUUCAACACCACUCGGGUGCGUGUAAGAGGGAAUGCGUGUUUAGGGUUCAGUUUCACACCUGCAGUGUUCAUGGAUCUCAGCUUACCUUUGGGAAAGGGGAACUAGACCAAGCUUGCAGAGAUGACAGUUUCCCGGUUGAUGCCAGGGUGGAGUUUCUGUUCUCUUCUGGCACGCAGAGAGUGCGAGAGUUGCAGGGGAAUGAAACGGCAGUGUCUGUGGAUUACGGCGCUGCAGAUCCUGUUGUGCGUUGGGACUCAUAUGAAAACUUUAACCUUCAUCAUCAGGAUAGUAUUGAAAAUAUCUGUCACACUCGAGGGCCUUUGGAUGGUAGUCUAUAUGCUCAGGUGAAAAAGCGUCGUGCGCUAGGGUCCAGUCCCAGCAGUUGCCUUGCCUCCAUCACAAACUUCACACAGUCUCCCAGCCAUUCCACUUCUGCUCCUAUUCCACUCAGCACAGACAUAACUCACUCCUCUCCCAUUCCUUCCCGUGUUGAAAGGGAUAAAAGCGAGAAGGACAGACACAGAGAAACAGCAAUACUGGAUGAUGGCGACUGCUCUACUCUCAGACCAGAACGUUUAGCUCAACCCUGUAAUGGGCGCCCGUAUUCCCACACUCAUUCGUUCUGUGGCCCAGAUCUGACCAAUCCGCAUGCGCAUGCACAAACGCAUCAGUCCAAACACCACACACUUCCCUGCAAUCGAACCGCCCAAGUGCCUGCCCGGGAUCUUUGCGUAUCCCAACCGGAUCUUUUAUGGGAGAGAGGGCGCUGUUUGCACCACCAUCCCUGCACUGAAGCAAUCAGACAACUGUACUCAUACCCUCUUGAAGACUCCCUAUUACACUCACCACUUUCCCACCCACUGUCUUCCCAUUCCCAGACACUUCCUCCACAAACAUGCGCGUUUUUCUCUGGGGAGGCAUGUCCUUUGAUCCAUUGCUCUGCCCCCUCUCAGGGCCACACCCACAUGUUUCCGUCGCUCCCCACCAACCAGUCACUUCUCCCUAGUCCCUACCGAGAGCUACAUUUUAGCUCAGCUCCACCAACAUCGUGUUCCUGCAGGGACUGCUCUCGCCUGCGGGAGGAUGUUGCUCUACACUCCUUACGAGAAAGAGAAUUUGAGGGUCUUCCAUGGUCUCGAGAGGCAGAGUGUGGAUUUAGGAGGGAGGCGCCUGUGUACUGGAGGGAUAGAAGGGCAGAGAACCAUUGGGAGGGUGUUCAAGAGGCUGAGUUUUGGCGACGCAAAACAAUAAUGUCUCCAGUGAUGUCAUCAUAUGGACACUGCCAGACCGCCCCGAAACACGAUCCCGCAUUGUAUGCUGCAGACAUCCAACCUGAACAUAUUACCCCACUGAGUCCAUUUCCCAGCCCCCAAAGCAGUGGCUACCACAGCCCUUAUCUGCCCUGUCCCUGCUCUCCACAAGUGCUCAGAGAAAGUCCUAGUUACGCAUCUAUCAAUCAUUCUCCAGACUCAGCCCCCUCUGCGUUCAAUCCAUCCCCACAACGAGCCAAUCACAACAAUCCUGAAAAGAUUAAGCAUAUUCUAAAAGAUGAUGGUAUUAAGGUUUCAGAAGCUGAUAUAAGUCACAUUAAGGCCAUUACACAGGACAGUGGACCAUUAGAAGUAGGAGAUCCAGUAAGAAGUACUGGCGCAGAAGGUGCAACUCUCGAAAGGUCUCUAAUCACUGUUGUCUGUGCUGUCAACGGUGCAAAAGAGAAGAUGGAAUCACAAUGCUUUCAGGUCAAGAAAACACCUAGCAGGGAGUCUACCACAGAAUCUACCACAGCUCUCAUCAGUGACCCACCAUCAUGCCCUAAACCAGACCUCACAUCCAAGCUGGUAGAGGUACAGGUACAAACUCAAAACCCAAGCUCGCUCAGCAACAGUCUCCUGGAGACUGACAAUGAUAAAAUAGAGAUCAAAGACUCGUAUCAGAUCAUCCCUUCAACCUCAACAAGUUCUCAGCCUCCUAUUUGCUCUUCACAGAGAAGCUCUGCCAGUGUUGAAAGGGAAAGAUUGACACCCUUGACCGACUGUAAUUCAUCCACUGAGGAAAGCAGCAACAGUGACAUCAGAGCUUCGUCUCCUGACCCUGAUGGCUAUAUCACACCCUCAUUUCCUAUAGGGUCAUACAACUACGCUCUUCUGACUGUGCCUCAUGUCCCUUAUACGGGCUACACCGCUAUCAACAUUCCUGCCUCCUUGCCUCAACCUCCUCUUCCGGAAAAACAACGCACAUUGGCCUUUCAAAAUGUAGCUGAUUGCACUGGUGUCGUCUCUUUCAAAUCUGAUGCAAAAGUUUUUACUUUUUCUGGACAGUUACCUGUCAUCAAUGAACUGCUUCCUUCAAUUAAUUUCAAGGUAGCUCCCUCCAAUGGAAUGGAGGAACCAGAAAGCCGCCUAAGCUCUAAGUUUGUGCAGGAUAGCUCCAAGUACUGGUACAAACCGGGCAUCUCUAGAGACCAGGCUAUUGCAGUAUUAAAGGAUAAAGAGCCUGGCAGCUUCCUCAUUAGGGAUAGUAAUUCUUUCCAAGGCGCAUAUGGAUUGGCCCUCAAAGUUGCCACACAUCCAGCCCAUGCAAGUAAUCAUGGCGAGACGGGCAACACUCAGGAGCAGCUGGUUAGGCACUUCCUGAUUGAGAGCGGAGCUAAAGGAGUGAAGAUCAAAGGCUGCCAAAAUGAAACAUAUUUUGGCUCCCUGUCUGCUUUGGUGUAUCAGCACUCCAUCACACCUGUGUCUCUUCCAUGUGUACUGCAUAUCCCAGAUAAAGAUCUUAUUGGAGAGUUACAGGAAAUGCAAAGUGGAACGAACACCAGCACAGCUGCGGACCUGUUAAAACAGGGUGCAGCUUGUAAUGUUUUGUACCUAAACUCAGUGGAAACGGAAUCUUUGACCGGCCCGCAAGCCAUCUCCAAGGCAACCAAGUGCACUUUGACCCAGGAACGUCAUUCUUUGCCAACAGUUGUCCACUUCAAAGUGUCCACGCAAGGGAUUACCCUCACUGAUAAUCAGCGCCGCUUGUUUUUCAGGCGACAUUACCCUAUUCACAGUGUGACUUUCAGCAGUGUGGAUCCUCUGGAUCAAAGGUGGAUUGAUGCUGAUAACACAUCCCACAAGAUGUUUGGAUUCAUAGCACGGCGCAGUGGUGCUUUGGGAAAUGUGUGUCACUUGUUUGCAGAACUUGACCCAGAGCAACCAGCCACAGCCAUUGUGAACUUCAUCAAUAAAGUCAUGCUGGGACCUCAACAGCUGCGAAAAUGAAUGCGGUAUAGGGAAGGUAAAGAGCAAAAUAGAGAGGAAAAGGGAAAUUUAUAGAGAGCAGUACAGUGGAUCAUUUCAGUGGGUUUACAGCAUAAGAUAAGCUUUUAUAAGGGACACAGAAAUGUUUUUUUAUUACAACUUUUUCCAAUUCGUCUGUGUUCUUUUUUGAUAUUUUUGUAAUGUUAAUUAGUGAAAUCGAGUGCAUUAUAAAGUAUAAAGUAUUUGGCUAAGGAUUUAUGGGUGUGAUUUUAUGAAACAAACAACUUUGAACAAAAUCUAGAUAGUGAAGAAAAUGUACAUGAUUAAAAAUGAAUGAAUUUCCUAAGAUUAAUUAUUAGUUAUUUUAGUGAAACAACAGGAUUUAUUUCAUUGUAAUUUUCCAUUGUUCUGUUUUGAAAUGUUAUGCUGCCCUUAUGCCUUUGUGUAAAAGGUCAGAAUUCAUUUGUUUGUUUUGGUUGUUUGUUUUA